GUGUGAAGUGAAUCUGAACGGCGGUGAAGUGAACCGAUCUGGAGUCUAUGCGCUGCUGUUCAUGAUGGUGCCGCUGGGGAGGAAUGAAGACAGGACCCUAUACACAACAUUACAGAGGCCUCUAGCGUCUUCAUAACACUGUCCUUUCGUCUGCGGGAUAUUAUUAAUGUUGACCGGACAGAAGCAGAUGAACUAAUGACUGGAGCUUCAAUACACAGCCGCAACAAAAGCAAGCACGUGGACACCAACCCAGGACUGAGCUCUUCCAUCAGGAUCAUGGGAGAGAAUGGCCCUCUCACGGAGACAGCCAUGCUCUUUGAGGACGAGGACGAGGAUGUGGACAAACUGGGCCGAGAGGAGGAAGAUGAGGACAAGAUGGCCGACUUCGACAAAGACGACGGCAUAAUCUCGGGACCCUCGUCCUCCUCGGGACGGGUCUACGAUCGCACCACCGUGCUCAUCGAGCAAGACCCCAUCCGCCUGGACGAGGAGGGCGAGGAGGACGGCAUGGCCUUCCUGCCGGAGGGUGAGGGCGACGGGGACGAGGGCUCUCUGGCCUUCAUGGGUGACCCGGAUGGCAUGUCGCAAGGAUACAUACACCACACCAUCUCUCCAGACCAGAUCCAGUUCAUCAUUAACCCGGGGUCCACCCCUAUGCCGCGAAACAUCGAGGGCGCGACGCUAACGCUACACUCCGAGUGCCCCGAGACCAAGCAGAGAGAGGUGAAGCGAUACCAAUGCAUGUUCGAGGGCUGUACGCGCACCUACAGCACGGCGGGAAACCUGCGCACGCAUCAGAAAACGCACCGCGGGGAAUACACGUUCGUGUGCAACCAGCAGGGCUGCGGCAAGGCCUUCCUCACGUCCUACAGCCUGAAGAUCCACGUCCGCGUCCACACGAAAGAGAAGCCCUUCGAGUGCGACGUGCAGGGCUGUGAGAAAGCCUUCAACACUCUCUACAGACUGAAAGCACACCAGAGGCUGCACACUGGCAAGACGUUUAACUGUGAAUCAGAGGGAUGCACCAAGUACUUCACCACCCUCAGUGACCUGCGGAAGCACAUCCGCACACACACGGGGGAGAAACCAUUCCGGUGUGAUCAUGAUGGCUGUGGUAAGGCUUUCGCUGCUAGUCAUCACCUGAAAACACAUGUACGGACACACACUGGAGAGAAGCCGUUUUUCUGUCCGAGCGAUGGCUGUGAGAAGACCUUCAGCUCUCAGUACAGCCUGAAGAGUCACAUUCGAGGUCAUGAUAAAGGUCCGGCGUUCACCAUGAGCAGUCAUCCGCUGUCAGAGGAUGCGAAUCACUCAUUGUGCCUCAGUGAUUUGAGCCUCAUUUCCACAGACUCUGAACUCCAGGAGAACCACAAUUCUCAGGGUUUGGAUCUGAACAGCGUCACCCCCAUACGAAUCUUUGAGCUGAUGUUCCAGAGUCCCGAGAACAGUGUCAGCCCGGACGACCCUAAACCCACAGAAAACCUAGCAGAGUCCUUUGGCCUCGAGCCGUCACCACAGACAGCCGCCGCAGACGUGUCCACUCGACCCCCUUCAUCCACCUCUUCCCCAUCCUGCUCCAUCACGACCCCCGACGUGGAGGCGCAGACUUCGCCUACGACACUCCCCUCUCAGCCGGCUCCGCCCCCUCCCGCUUCCAGCAGCUCAUUACUGACCUCCACCUUCCCCUGUGCUCCGCCCGCCUCGUCACACUCACCAGAAGUGCCCGCUCCAUCCGCCCCCUCGGUCGGCCAGCAGUACGUGACCCUGACCUCCACGGCUCAGCCGGCGCCUCCUCCACCCGCUCCCGGAGUCUCCAGCACUGGGCCGGCCGUGACGACUGAGGUGACGGCGGCAGAAGCGCCCGCGUUGCCUUUGGCUCCUCCUCCACCUCCUACGAUCACUAUCGCCCCCACCCUCGGCCUGCAGCCCAGCAUCGUCAUGUCCGAUCAGAACCUGCAGUGGAUCCUCAGCAGCGCCGCCAGCGCUCAGCAAAACCCUGAACAACAGGGCCCAAAAGUAGAGAAGGUCUUUUUUACAACAGCCAUACCAGUCAGUGGACAUUCAGGGAACGCAGUGCAGCAGAUCGGUCUGAGUCUGCCGGUCAUCAUCAUAAAGCAGGAGGAGUCCUGCCAGUGUCAGUGUGCCUGCAGAGACUCGGCUAAAGACAAGAGCGCUGCCUCCUCGCUGGAGAAGUCGAAGAACGCGUCGCCGCCGCCUCCUCCUCCUCCUCCUCCUCCUCCUCCUCCGGCUCCUCCUGCCCUCCCCGAAGAGCCUGGCUCCUGCUGCCCAUCCAAACAGAGCCCCGCUCAGCCCCAGCAGGACAACCUGGCCGCUCCGGUGACCCCCGGCACCCCCAGCGAUGGCCUGGCCGGCAUGGAUGUCUCGGAUCUUCUCAGUCCAGACACCACGGCCAACAUUGAGGCUCUGCUGAUGGUGGACGAGUUCGGUACGACCGGCGGCGCCCCCUAGAGGCCGAAGCCUCGCUGAUCGUCUGUACCGUGUACGGAUGGGUAUCUCGCACACACCUGUACCUCUGCUAUAGGCACGCGUCUCUCCCUAGGCCCGCGUGGCGUCCUGAUCCCACGGAGCGGUUUUCGGUGCACUUUUAAGGGAGAGUAGCAGGCGGAGCAGAUUAGGGCAUCGGGAGAAGCGGCUUGGUCGCCUCUCGUAAUAAUUCGAGUCUCUUUAACCCCGCUGUUUCUGUAGAUUAUUUCAGAGAUCUGAAUCUGCUUAUAGUGAUUCACCGCACGAAGCGAGAUGAGUUUUGGCCCGGCCACAUGCUGUACUUGAGUUUAAACUUGAAACCCGGGAGAUCGGUGGGAACGUCAGUCCGCUGAUGUGUCCGAGACGUCCACAGCAAGGCCUUCGUAACAGUUUGCGGGUAAUGAAGUCAUCCACGAAAAAAAAAGUAUUUUAUGUGUAAUUUAUUAGAAAGGCUGCAGUGCUCAAAAUAAUAAUAAUAAUGUGAUUUUUGAGAGAUUUUAUUUUACAGUUUGUCGCUCUCGAUGAACUGCAGUGAACAUUUACCUGCCUUUUUAAAUGUAAUUUAGGUUUGUUUGGCUGCCUAUAACUUAGUAUUUAAUUUUAUGUAUGUUAAUUUAUUAAAAAAAAUCAAUUGUUGGAUAAAUGUAGCUCUUUUUCCCAAGUUUUCACUAUAGUUUUCUAGAUGUCCCCCCAAACUAAGUCUGUCUUUAAAUGAAUCUCACGAAACAUGUCUAGAAAUAUUCUGGGUCACGUUUCCCACAAUGAAAAAAUUUAAAUCUAUAAAAUGGUACUUUUUGCAUAAAGAAAAUAGAAAACUCUGUUUUGCUUUUUUAUGGCAAAUUCAUACCUCAAAUGUAAAAAUAGUAUAAACAGUGAAAAA
Messenger RNA from Puntigrus tetrazona (Sumatra barb), 3364 nucleotides. RefSeq names its product metal-regulatory transcription factor 1 (gene mtf1). Gene Ontology annotation, biological process: regulation of transcription by RNA polymerase II. The record is from RefSeq and is a predicted model, not a curated record. Bases 196 to 2469 code for a protein of 757 amino acids. The transcript has 12 exons. Gene Ontology annotation, cellular component: nucleus. NCBI's taxonomy places the organism in Eukaryota, Metazoa, Chordata, Actinopteri, Cypriniformes, Cyprinidae.